AUGAGGUGGAUCGUACUCCAGAUAUUACUGCUUUCUGGAAUUUAUCCCUCCUUGUUGCAGACUGCAGUCAGUGGUACCUCAUUUAAGAAACGAGAUCUCUUUCGGCAAUUGGCUCGCUAUGAAGCGAGCGACUGGAGAGAGAGCAACACACGAACGCAGAGAUCGGCAAAUGAUAGUUCGGAGCUGGUUGUGGGUGAGGAAGAGGCGGCCCAGGCUUCUCUUUUUGAAGAUAGCAAUGGAGAAGGGAUGGCUCAGAUAAAGCUGUAUCAGCCUGUUAAUGAAAGCUCCGCAGUGCAGAUAAAGGCUGACACUGAAGGGGACCGGUGCAGGAAAGAAGCGUUGCGUUGGUUCCACAAGCCUUUCACGAACGCGAAAAAUGUGGAAGGUCCUGCGGGCCAAUUUAAGCAGGAGUUGGAGCAGCAAAUAACGCAUAUGAAGUGGUGUUGGAAGCUAACAGAUGUAUUCCAAACAUUCAAGGGAUGGCGCAUGCAGAAAAUAAAAAAGGAAAUAAAAGAUGGAUUCUGUGCUGAUUGUGGACAUUACAUGUCAGUGCCAUCCACUUUCACGUCUGCAUAG
Messenger RNA from Thelazia callipaeda (thelaziosis nematode), 576 nucleotides. Lineage: Eukaryota; Metazoa; Nematoda; Chromadorea; Rhabditida; Thelaziidae. The record is from the annotation of a GenBank genome assembly.